AUGGCACCUAAAAAACAGAAAGGUAAAAAUCCUACAUGUGGAGGUACAAAUUUUGAAGCUCUUCGUACUGCAGUGAUUGUUGCGGAGUUGAAUGCUGAUAGAUUUAUGCCUAUUUCACAUUGGAUGCCUACUUGUCUACUUUCACUCGGCAACACUCCUCUUCUGCAUCUUUCAUUAAAUAGUCUUCUAUUGGAUGGCUUCCAGAAGAUCAUUAUUUUUGCAUGUUUGCAUAGGGAUACCAUUGAGCGUUUCGUUAAAGAGAAUGGUUAUCGCACGCGUUUUCCCUUCGUUGAUAUUUGCGUUUUUGAUGGCUAUGGUUGCAAAUCACUUGGCGAAGUAAUGCGUGAUAUUGACAAUAAUUCUCUUCUUCACGAAGUAGAGAAUUUUGUUUGCAUUCCCGCGGAUCUAGUGGCUGAUAUUUCGCUCAUGAAGAAGUUGAAUAGCUUUUCUGAACUUCGGAAACAAAAUCCCAAUAUUGCCAUAGGCAUGAUAUUCGCUAAUCGUCCUGAUUUUCUCCCUCAGGAAUAUGAGUAUACCCAGAUCGCUUUCAACACUGAAACGAGUGUUCUUGCUAAUUUUAAGCGUACGCCUGCUCCAGCUAGACUAAUUUCUACCAUCGCCUGCAGUUCCUUAAAGUAUCGCGGUAAUCUCUUUGAUUCACGUAUUCUUCUCUGCAGCAAACAUAUUCCCAUUCAAUUUCAGGGUAACUUCGAUUUUCUCACAAUUGAUGACCUUGUAAAUGAGUUCAUUUUAAAUGAGGAUGUCAUGUCUUAUCAAACUCAUAUUCAAGUUCUGUCGUCUAGAACGAUCGUUCUACCUGUUGCCCCUUGCUUAAAGCAUCUGCUCCAAUUAAAUUUCUCUUUCCUGAACCGGAUAGGCUCGAGGAAAAUUCAUCCUCCCAGUUUCUAUGUUUGGGAAUCGACAAUACGGAAUGGGGUUGUGGAAAGAGGACAACCCUAUUCCCUCUCACCUCAAUGCUUUGCCUACAAAAGUUGUAACAUUCACUCAUCUGUUAAGCUCGUGGGUCACGUUUUCAUCGGUCGUAAUGUCACCAUUAGACCUGGGUGCACCCUAAUCGAUGUCGUUAUUGAUGAUGACUGCACAAUUGACAUGAAUACUGUUAUUCAAUCGACCGUAGUAAUGAAAGGAGUGCAUAUUGGUUCAAAUGUCAAAAUUACCUCCUCUUGGUUAUUCAGUGGCGCCUGUAUUCAUGAUGAUGUUGAAUUGGGUUCUGAUUGCUUUGUUGGGCCACCUUUGAAAUACGAAAUAUCCAACUGCCCACAUCAAAAUCGUCUUUGCAUCGAACGCGUCGAGGGUGUGAAAUUCCCGGAAGGAUGUGUUAUCAUUCAAUCUACCGAUGAGGAUAGCGAACAUCCUUGGGUGAUUUGUCAACCCCAAGAUAUUGAUGAUAAUAUGUCUACCGGAAGCUUUGAUUCCUCUGGAGAGGAGGAACCUGGGAGUUCAGAAAGGAAGAACAUUUUCCUUCUCAAAUCUGGCAAUUUGUGGCGAACUAAUUGGUUGAGAAGAAUGACCCGAUCACUUUCUUCUUCCUCUGAAUCUAUCAGUCUAUCCUCCAACAGGAAGGAAAAGAUAACGGUUCCUGAAAACGAUGAUGAUGAUAACAUCAUUAGCGAGCUCGCAAACACCCUCAAAGAUGGAAUGGACAAGAAAAAACCUCUCAAGGACAUAUGUACGGAAAUCACCUGUCUGAAACACGCCACCGGAAUCACCAUUGAUGAUCUAAUCUUCCUUCUCACGAAAGCCAUACUUAACUUAGGUUCUGAAUCGGAAAGUGGAGUUCUUACCACUGCCAAGGUUUGGAAGAAUGUUGAACAGUGUAUUGGGCUUUACAAACUCAUAAUGAGGAAUUUUGUCGAGAGGAGUGCUAAUGGAGAGGCGUUGUGCCUGCAAGCAACGGAAGAGAAUUGUUGUCUGGAUAAGCGGUUCAUGGAAAUAUCCCCUCGACUCUUUCAUGUACUCUACAUCGAGGAUAUCGUUUCUGAGGAGGCGAUAAAUAAUUGGGUGAAGAAUUCCAAGAUGCUGGAAGAUCCAGAAAGCAUUCAGGAAGCUGAAAAACUGAGAGAACAACUCGGUGAUUUUCUUACCUGGUUGAACACUGCUGAGUCAGAAGAAGAUAGUGAGGAGGCGGAAAAUUCCAGUGAUGACGAAAAUAAUGUUAAAAACAAUGAGCAUAAUAUUGAUAAUGGUUGCUAG
Messenger RNA from Rodentolepis nana, 2214 nucleotides. Lineage: Eukaryota; Metazoa; Platyhelminthes; Cestoda; Cyclophyllidea; Hymenolepididae. The record is from the annotation of a GenBank genome assembly.